AUGCCGAAGGGCUCGCAGUGUAGGCAGAUGCCCUGUAGACUCUCUGAGGAGGAGGUGAAGCUGAACCCUGGGUGUUGUCUGCAGCAUCUGUGUUUAGAUGAAGUGUACGGCUUGUCGUCAGUAAGAAAUACCAUGGCGCUGGCAGAGUAUUUCGUGCUCCUGGCUGUUCAUUGAAAGAGUUACCUGAACAAUCUGCAGUUUUAUUGCUUUCUCCAUUACGUCCCUGACCUGAAUAAGGACCACCAGAUCAUGCUCCUCUUCGACUUGCUGGACCGAAAUGCGAGGGGAGGAUUUGCUAACUGUCCUGAAAAGCAUUUCAUUCACCAGCACGCAGGACCUGCCUUUCAACUGCUGGAUGUAGACAGGGAUAAUAUGACUGAUUUUAAUGAGUUUGAAGCCACAAGGUUUCUCUUCAACAUCCAGAAAGAAGAACUUACAAGGAUAUUCAAGGACUUCAAUAUUUCUGGAGAAAUUACAGUCAAAAGAUAG
Molecule: messenger RNA, 489 nt
Organism: Egretta garzetta (little egret)
Lineage: Eukaryota; Metazoa; Chordata; Aves; Pelecaniformes; Ardeidae
Gene: EFCAB9
Product: EF-hand calcium binding domain 9
Exons: 4
Biological process (GO): flagellated sperm motility
Cellular component (GO): cytoplasm; sperm principal piece
Molecular function (GO): calcium ion sensor activity
Source: RefSeq, a predicted model, not a curated record